Molecule: messenger RNA, 1350 nt
Organism: Trypanosoma conorhini
Lineage: Eukaryota; Euglenozoa; Kinetoplastea; Trypanosomatida; Trypanosomatidae
Exons: 1
Coding region: 1-1350 (449 amino acids)
Source: RefSeq, a predicted model, not a curated record
AUGGCGGAGACGGGGGAAGCGCAGCCGAACGAGUUGAAAGCCGCCGCAAUUCCCGUCGAUGGUCUCACUUUUGUGGAUGAAGCCAAACUGCACUCAGACUUCCGUCGGCUGAAGGGCAACCAGAUGUACUUCGUGGACCACUGCGUGUUCUACGAAAGGAACGGUGGACGCGGCGAGCGCCGCAUUUUCGCCCUCACCCCCACGGCCUUCUUUGUGCUUGACCAUCACGGUGCGAUGGAGCGGGCGAGCCCCUACGACCUCAUUGCGGCCAUCUACCAGAAGAAAACAAAGGACAAGCGGGCGCUGUUCAGUGCGGCCGAGCACCACCUGCUACUGAAGAUCCCGAGCGAAAUUGAUUGCCACGUCAGCUUUGGCAACCCUGCCGUCUUGCAGAAGUGUGUGCACGUGUUCGUCACGCUGCUGCAGGCGCAGCGUGGGACGGCCGUCAGCGUGAAGGAGGUCCCAGCCGAAAAGGAAAUUGAGUUCUUCUGCAGCGAGCUGCGGCCGGAGGGGUAUUACACCCCGCGGGAAGUGGCGGAAAUAAAUCGUCAGCGAUCCCACUUUGCGACCUACAUCCGCGAGGGCCGGGCGCAGGUGACGGGGCUGCUCUCGGAGAUAGAGGCAGCCAAAGCCCAAAUUGCGGCCCACGAGGAGGAGGUGGAAGACCUCAAAAGAAAAGGCAUUGACGAGACGUCCAUUCGAACGCGCAAGGCGAACUUGGAGGGGCAGCAGGUGCGGCUGCAUAGGCAGAUGUCACACAAGCACGACGAGUGCGAGAGGGUGCUCGACAGCGUCAAGGUGCUGCAGGAGCGGUUGGCGGCGGCGCGUGACAACACGGAAGGGCUGGUGGAGAAGGGUCUGGCGGAGCGGAGAGCGGAGGUGAAUAAAAAACAUGAGGAAGCGGCUGACCUUCGCCGCGCUGCUCAUCAGAAGGAGAAAAAUGCCCUCGUAGGGACCAUUGCUGUGGACAAGAAGGAGCUGCACGCCGUAUGGGCGGGUGCGACGGACGCCAAGAGACGGGGGCUGGUGGCGCAGGUUGAAGCGUCGCUUGUGGCGCUGGAGCGGGAGGAUGAGUCCGCGUACCGCCUACAGAAGUUUCUCGCCACCAUCAACGGCGAAUUACAGCUGCACAGUGAUCAGAUCAGCGCACUUAAUCUUGAGAAGCAAAAUGUGCUGAAUGAGCGUGAAAAGAAGACAGUGGGGCCUUCACAGGCCGCGGCGGCUGCCGCAGUCGAGGGGGACCCGCUCGACGACCCCCUGCUUGGUUUGUCUGCGUCCCCCACAAAUGCCGUUGCCGCUGCCUUUGAGGAUCCGUUGGCGACUCCCCCCGCCGAAGAGGAUCUUCUCUGA